Molecule: messenger RNA, 2391 nt
Organism: Lachancea lanzarotensis
Lineage: Eukaryota; Fungi; Ascomycota; Saccharomycetes; Saccharomycetales; Saccharomycetaceae
Gene: PXA2
Product: LALA0S03e06480g1_1
Exons: 1
Coding region: 1-2391 (796 amino acids)
Biological process (GO): very long-chain fatty acid catabolic process; peroxisome organization; fatty acid beta-oxidation
Cellular component (GO): peroxisomal membrane
Molecular function (GO): long-chain fatty acid transmembrane transporter activity; ATP binding; ABC-type transporter activity
Source: RefSeq, a predicted model, not a curated record
AUGUUCAGUUUCUAUCAAAAGUAUCGUUUGAGGAUUUUGAAAACAACAUAUGUUUUGCUCAUAUUGGCAAUGUUUAAGAGUCUGCAAGCGCGGCCGAAAAAUCCCAACGAUCAAGAACCAUACGAUCAAUUGUCAUUGAAACGCAGUCGUGCCAAAACAAGCUCAUCAGCAAGUUCUGCAACUACGGCAGAAACGGAGCUUGCAUUAUCAUCACAAGUCCAAACUCAACCGCUUUCCGAUUCCAGUGACGUUUCACAACUCGAAGAAGAAAAUAACAGCCCGAAAACGGUACCGCCGUCAUCUAGUGCGCAUUUUUUGUUCCGUAUUCUGAUCAGAGACCGCAAAUGCGUGGCUUUAUUUUUGUUCCAGGCGGCUCUUUUGGUCGUGCGUACAGUUUUAUCGCUGCGUGUGGCCACAUUGGACGGGCUUUUGGUGUCUAGGCUCGUUAAGGCCGAAUACCGCAAGUUUCUACAGGUGUUGCUUGGACAAUGGAUGGUCUUGGGUAUUCCCGCCAGUCUAAUAAACUCUUUCAUUCAUUAUAACACACGUUUGUGUGCGGUUACGGUUAACCGAAUCGUUUCCAAACACCUGCUUGAUCGCUACAUGUCGUCCCAUCACACAUUCUACACGGUCAACAAUAUCCCACAGGGAGGCCUUUCCAAAGUUGCAGCAUACAAAGCGUCCGCUGGCGUCAGUGAAGACACCGAAGAGUUGGCGCGAUCCGAUCUUUCUGUGGAGUACUUGACUCGGGACGUGGGCGCUUUCUCUUACAAUUUGUCUGUGCUCUUAAACCAGCUUUUGAAGCCCACUUUAGAUCUACUACUCUGUUCCUUUAAAUUGCUGUCUAGCACCGGCAACGGGAUGAUGGGCGAAGGAACUCUGGUGCUUGGUAUCAUAGUCCACAUCAGCAAUUUGCUGCUCAAAAUGAUCCAGCCUAAUUUUACGAAACUUGCAAUCCAAAGAACCCAUUUGGAAGGCAUAUUCCGAAGCUUGCAUUCCAAAAUCCACACCAGUAAUGAGGAGAUCGCACUCAUGAAGGGUCAGUCUACAGAGCUCUGGAAUUUGGAUUACAAAUUCUACCAACUUGCUAUUUUCCUCAACCGAGAGCUCAAACUGCAUUCCAUUUACGAUUUCGCUACCACUUUCGUGAUCAAAUAUACUUGGGGAGCGGCUGGUCUUGCACUUUGUUCCAUCCCCAUUUUCUUCCAAAAGCAGCAUAGUAACGAUAUUACAGCUGAUUUCAUAACGAAUCGUAGGCUGCUGUUAACAGCUUCUUCUUCAGUUGGUAGGUUCGUCCAAUUGAAGAAAAGCGUUCAGCAGCUGAGAGGUGUGUCUUUAAGGUUGAGACAAUUCGAUAACAGACUUGAGGUUCCAGGAGGUUCAUUAGGUGUGGAGAACAACGACUCUUUAAUCGAAUAUGAUGAUUCAAAGAUUCAAUUUAUCAACAUUCCUCUCGUUACUCCGACUUUCCAAGUUUUAAUUCCAGAACUAAACUUUGAACUGCGCCAUGGCGAUCAUUUACUAAUCAUUGGACCCAAUGGUUGCGGCAAAUCGUCUCUUUUCAGAGUACUGGGAGGAUUAUGGCCAGUAAUGAAAUCCUUCACACAUCCAGAAAAGGAGUCCAAACUCAUUAUGCCACCUCGGGUUGGACCUAAUGGUGAGAAGCCCAUUUUCUACCUACCCCAAAAACCAUUUAUGGGCAACAAGUUCACGUUCCGCGAGCAGAUAAUAUAUCCAGACACUAUGGACAAAUUCGAUGCAAAAUACCAAGGAGACUAUGUGAAGGGGGACAAUGAUUUGAUUGAAAUUCUGCAUGUUUUGGAACUGGACGAUCUUCUAACGGAGAACAUGUCAAUAGUUAUGGCGUCGUCUGUGGAGACCAAUCAUAACGACGCAGAAGUUUCCAUCCAAGAUGCAUUUGAUGUUGUCAGAAACUGGGCCGAAGAGCUGUCGAUUGGUGUUCAACAACGACUUGCUAUGGCCAGAAUGUAUUACCACAAGCCCAAAUUCGCUGUUCUUGACGAAUGCACCUCUGCAGUAUCACCCCAAAUGGAACAAAAAAUGUACACCCACGCACAGGAGCUGAAUAUCUCACUCAUAUCUGUCUGCCAUAGGACGACUUUGUGGCAUUUCCACAAUUGUCUUUUGAAAUUCGAUGGGAAAGGCUCGGCUAUGUUUGGUCGCUUUGACCCCCAGCAAAGACUUGGGGACGAGGAAAAGUUGAUCGAAUUAAAUGCCAGACUUGAGAAAGAUGUUCCAUUGUGGAAAAAGCGACUACAAGAACUCUUAAUCGCCAGGAAGUCAAGCAUUUUAAGAAAAUCUCAGACCAACUUGGCUUCGCUCAGUUCUAGACGUAACUUGCUUCUUUCGCCAAAGGCAGUUGAAACUUGA